This is a messenger RNA of Xyrauchen texanus (razorback sucker), 445 nucleotides long. Its product is annotated as 60S ribosomal protein L37a. The transcript is spliced from 4 exons. NCBI's taxonomy places the organism in Eukaryota, Metazoa, Chordata, Actinopteri, Cypriniformes, Catostomidae. Gene Ontology annotation, biological process: translation. The record is from RefSeq and is a predicted model, not a curated record. Gene Ontology annotation, cellular component: ribosome. The coding region runs from base 53 to 331 and encodes 92 amino acids. Gene Ontology annotation, molecular function: structural constituent of ribosome.
UCGCGCAUGCGCAAUUGUUCGGACUCUUUGGUUCCGCACCUCUUCUGCUAUAAUGGCCAAGCGCACCAAGAAGGUGGGGAUUGUGGGGAAGUACGGCACCCGUUACGGUGCGUCCCUCAGGAAGAUGGUGAAGAAAAUUGAGAUCAGCCAACACGCCAAAUACACCUGCUCCUUCUGCGGCAAGACUAAGAUGAAGAGACGGGCUGUUGGGAUCUGGCAUUGUGGAUCCUGCAUGAAAACCGUCGCUGGAGGCGCUUGGACAUACAACACAACAUCAGCCGUCACAGUGAAAUCUGCCAUCAAGAGACUGAAGGAGCUCAAGGACCAGUAAAACCAGCUGACUGGACUGUGUUUUUGUACAGAUCAUCACCUUGUUUUGGACUGUAAUUCUCUCUGUGGCUCGUUGGAACAUCCCACAAUAAAUCUUGAGUUGUGUUGAGCUGGA